Metopolophium dirhodum (rose-grain aphid) is the source of this 1227-nucleotide messenger RNA. RefSeq names its product COP9 signalosome complex subunit 7b-like. Gene Ontology annotation, cellular component: COP9 signalosome. NCBI's taxonomy places the organism in Eukaryota, Metazoa, Arthropoda, Insecta, Hemiptera, Aphididae. Bases 186 to 947 code for a protein of 253 amino acids. Gene Ontology annotation, biological process: COP9 signalosome assembly. The record is from RefSeq and is a predicted model, not a curated record. The transcript has a single exon.
UGAAUGCCGAAUAGAGAUUACGCUUACGCCAGUACGCCAUUGGCAUUUGGGAUGAAUAAUUACUAUUAUAAAUACUAAUUCUAACUUAAAAGUUAAUUUUAUAUUAACUACAUCUAUCUCAUUCCUUGUUAUAAUAACUAGUUUCUACUAAAGUCUAAGUUUAUAAAUUCUAACUUCUUUUUGCAAUGUCUCAAGAAAAAGUAAUUGAAAAACCUCUGCAACAGUUUGUUGUACAAGCUCAAAAAUUGGAAGGUGACAGCUUAGUGGAAGUUAUUAAACAAGCGUUGGAUUGUGUUGACACAUUUGUGUUUGCGGAACUCUUAGAAUGCCCAAACGUUAUUGCACUGGAGACCACACCUCAUGCACCAUACCUACAUGCAUUACGUAUGUUUUCACAAGGUACAUAUUUGGAUUAUUUGGACAAAAAAGAUUAUUUGCCCAAACUCAGUGAACCCCAGAUGAAAAAACUGCAAUACUUAACAAUUGUUACAUUAGCCAAUAAAAUGAAAAGAAUACCUUACGAUGUUCUUUUGAAAGAGUUAGAUGUUGAUAAUGUCAGGGACUUAGAGGACUUAAUCAUUGAAGCGAUCUAUUCUAACGUGGUUUCUGGCGAACUCGACCAACAGAGUGAUUAUCUGGAAGUAGAUUGGACAGUUGGCAGGGACGUUGAAUCUAACGAUAUUGACAACAUGAUAGACACAUUACAGCAGUGGUGUGAUUCAUGUGAGAAUGUUCUUUCUACAGUUCAAGCUCGUAUUGUUGAUGCUAAUCGAACUAAACAAGAUGUACUGAAACACCGUGCUGCUGUCGACAAUGAAGUUGCUAGUGUGAAAAAAGCAAUUAGAACCCAAAUACAAGAUGAAGAAAUGUCAGUGGAUACUAGCGGUCCUACAAAAAAAAGUGUUAAGGGAAUAAAACCUAGCGGAGCUAAAUUUUGGAACAAGUAAAUAACUGCACAUACCUAAUAAUAAUUCACACAUUACAUUAACUUAUAAUGAUUAUGAUUAUGAUUUUUUUUUUUUAUAUACAAAAUGGUUUUAAUGUGUAUAAAUGAGCAGACUUAAGCCAUUAGUAUAAUAUAAUAUUUUUCCUAAUAGGUAAUCUUUUUUAUUUAAUUUUGUGGUAGAUAUAGGUACAGGAUAUACAAAAAUUAAUUUUUAGAUGUAUGAUGUACCUACCAACCUAUCAUAAUCUUUAUAUUAAUAAAGGUUUUUUUUUUAUUAUAAA